AUGAAUUUAUCAUGGUACCAUGGAACGGUUUUACCUACAAAAAAUAAGCUGGAAUUGUUGUUUGCAUUGGAACGUGGAGCUGAAAAAGCAAGGCUUUGGCAGUCAUGGCGUCAAGUUGUAAUUUGGGUCUUACCAACCAUUUACUUCAUUUUCGACAUUUUCGCUUUGAAUUGUACUAUUUGCGCAAGUUUGAUUUCUUUCUUUUUGCGAUAUGAUAAAGUUUAUUCAACGACAUAUGUAGUCGAGAUCACGGCUCUUUUCAUUUGUUUGCUGAAUUUACUAGUAUGUUUUUUCGAAGCGACAAAAUGCUCUUACUGUAUUACGAAGAGAACGCCAUCGAAACUUACACCACGAGUUUCCUCACGUGGAACCAUUGAUCAGAGUGGCUGCAGCACUUCAUCACCUCUCAUGUCAAAUCGGAAUUUUAUCACACAGUGGCUUUCAGCUUUACAUUUUGGCAAAGUAGCAGCAUUUUCUCAGAAAAAUUUAUUUUCAUCAAAUUAUAUAAGGCAUAAUCUGAGUAGCUCCUCAAUUUCAUCAUCGUUUAAUAGUCGCAAGUCAGGAAGCACAUUUAGCAACAGUGCCUUUCUCACGCAUUCAACACCAUUGGUUGAUCACCAUUCCUCAUAUGUAGAAAGACAUUCGAGCCAUUCUGUACCGUUAUCUGCGAAAGUUGGUUCAAGAACAUCCUUUCGCAGUCGUCCGAUAUCUUCAAUUCAGACAAAUAAACAGCUAGAAGAGUAUCUUCAAAAAAGUCAUCAAAACAAUGAAUUGUUGAAAAGUACUGUGGCAUCAUUUUCAUCAUCUUAUGAUUCAUUAUCGUCUCCCGAGUCCGAAUGUAUCACUGGUAUUUCUCAGUCGUUUUGUUUGCCAUCUUCCAAAAAUAAUAGUUACGGACUUGGAACUGCCAUGUAUGACGAUGAACAAGGAAGAGUGGCAGACGAUGAAAAUAGUGUUGUUUCCCUAGUAACAGGCAGUCGUAUAACGGUAACCGACAAACGCAUAUCAUUAUCGCCAAUUCCAUUGAAUUUGAUUGAAGUUCGCAACGAAUUGACUGCUGAAGAUGGCAAAAGCAUGACGAGUGAUGGGACAGGCAUUGCACGAAAUGCUGAUAAUGAUAGCAUCACAUUUCGUGUAAACUAUAAUACUGCAAAACGGUCACCAAAAAGAGGACAACGAUUUACUCCUCCGUUGUUUCGUCGAUCAGAAAAUAAUGAACGUCGUCGGCAUUCUAGCUCAUUUUCACAUUCACAUUCUCCAAACCAACUUCCAAAUAUUGUUCAGUUGAACAGAAUUGAAAACAGUCCUACUACUGGCAAGCAGAUACCAAUCACUUCUUCAGAAAUAUUGAACCAAUAUAAAAUGGAUGCUGAAGACUUCGCUGUCGGUGAACGUAAUUUACGCUCUUGGAUUUGUCAAACAAUUUUACGUCCGCUCAUUGCAAAAGUUGAUGAAAUUAAUGCGUCUCACGCACAUUUGCAUUUCAAAAUCGGUCACUCAUCUGUAGAGGCGCUUCAAACUGCUGCUUCGUCGAAGAGCGAUUUGUUGAAAUCAGCUCUGCCAUACGUUUUACCAUAUCUCAAAAUACAUGAAAGACAAUCUUAUUUGAUUAAAAGAUGUCGGGAAUUAUCUGCAGAUGUUUGUAUGAAAAAUUAUAAUUGGCAAGGCGGGGGAUUUGAACUUGUUGAAAGGAAAGAAGAAGGCGAACAAGGUUAUUCACCAACAGAAUGUGCGUGGGGUCCUCAUUUGCCAACAGAUGCCCAGCUUAUUUGGUCGUGGUUUGCAGCUUACAUGAAUGCACGGAUGGGAACAAAUCCUUUGGUGACUGAUAUCGAAAUGCCGUUUUCAUCAGUUUUCUAUCUAAAGAAGCCUUCAAAGCCAUCGCCAUUGCAGUGUAUGAAAAAGUCGUUCUAUAUUUAUCAGAGCAGCAUUUAUCCUCCACACUUUGAACUGGUACUCGAUGGUGGCCGUGAACGUUUCGAAGUUGAUCGCGGCACGAAAAAUCUUUGGCGAACAAUAUUGCUUUUUAUACAACAUAUUCGGCUGUUUAACGGAGGCCGGUUGGAUAAUAUAAAAAUUGAUGAAAACGGUAUCAAUCUUGCUUGCGUUUUGGAGUAG
Messenger RNA from Acanthocheilonema viteae, 2118 nucleotides. NCBI's taxonomy places the organism in Eukaryota, Metazoa, Nematoda, Chromadorea, Rhabditida, Onchocercidae. The record is from the annotation of a GenBank genome assembly.